Messenger RNA from Antechinus flavipes (yellow-footed antechinus), 4106 nucleotides. It is a transcript of the gene AP3B1, whose product is annotated as adaptor related protein complex 3 subunit beta 1. The transcript has 26 exons. The record is from RefSeq and is a predicted model, not a curated record. Gene Ontology annotation, cellular component: membrane coat; AP-3 adaptor complex; clathrin adaptor complex. Lineage: Eukaryota; Metazoa; Chordata; Mammalia; Dasyuromorphia; Dasyuridae. Gene Ontology annotation, biological process: intracellular protein transport; vesicle-mediated transport; anterograde synaptic vesicle transport. The coding region runs from base 20 to 3040 and encodes 1006 amino acids.
CUUCUCCUAAUUCAAAAUAAUGGAAGAAGAAUUUUCAUUCCUGGAUCAUUUUAGUGCAGUAUCUUCUACAGUUAAAUCUGUUUUGGGAUUAGCAGAGAGCCUGCAAGUUACACUGAAAUCUGAGCCUACUGUUGAAGAGAAAGGGCUCAUAGAUGCUGUUAUUGAACCAGUUGAAUAUACUUUUAUUAGUAGAAAUGAAGAUCUAAAACAAAUGUUGGAAAGCAACAAAGAUUCUGCCAAACUGGAUGCUAUGAAACGAAUAGUUGGGAUGAUUGCAAAGGGGAAAAAUGCAUCUGAACUCUUUCCUGCUGUUGUGAAAAAUGUGGCCAGUAAAAAUAUUGAGAUCAAAAAGCUGGUCUAUGUUUACCUGGUGCGAUAUGCUGAGGAGCAACAGGAUCUGGCUCUCUUGUCUAUCAGCACUUUUCAACGAGCUCUAAAAGAUCCUAAUCAAUUAAUUCGUGCAAGUGCUUUGAGAGUCCUUUCCAGUAUCAGAGUACCAAUCAUUGUUCCUAUCAUGAUGCUUGCUAUUAAAGAAGCUUCUGCUGAUUUAUCACCAUAUGUUAGAAAGAAUGCUGCCCAUGCAAUACAAAAAUUGUACAGCCUUGACCCAGAGCAAAAAGAAAUGUUAAUUGAAGUAAUUGAAAAACUUCUGAAAGAUAAAAGCACACUGGUAGCUGGCAGUGUUGUGAUGGCUUUUGAAGAAGUAUGCCCUGAUAGAAUAGAUCUGAUUCACAGAAACUACCGCAAGCUGUGUAAUUUGCUAGUUGAUGUUGAAGAGUGGGGGCAGGUUGUCAUAAUCCACAUGCUUACCCGAUAUGCACGUACACAGUUUGUGAGUCCUUGGAAGGAGGAUGACAACUUAGAAGAGAACAGUGAAAAGAAUUUCUAUGAAUCUGAUGAAGAGCAAAAAGACAAAACUGAUAAAAGUAAAAUACCUUAUGCUAUGGAUCCAGACCAUCGACUGCUCAUUAGAAAUACAAAGCCUUUGCUACAAAGUAGGAAUGCUGCGGUCGUGAUGGCAGUUGCUCAGCUAUAUUGGCACUUAUCACCAAAAUCUGAAGCUGGUAUUAUUUCUAAAUCAUUAGUACGUUUACUUCGUAGUAAUAGGGAGGUGCAGUACAUUGUUCUACAGAAUAUAGCAACUAUGUCAAUUCAGAGAAAGGGUAUGUUUGAACCUUAUUUGAAGAGUUUUUAUGUUAGAUCAACUGAUCCAACUAUGAUUAAGACACUGAAGCUUGAAAUAUUGACAAAUUUGGCAAAUGAAGCCAAUAUAUCAACGCUCCUUCGAGAAUUUCAGACCUAUGUGAAAAGUCAAGAUAAACAGUUUGCUGCAGCGACCAUCCAGGCUAUUGGCAGAUGUGCAACCAACAUCUCAGAAGUAACUGAUACCUGCCUUAAUGGCCUGGUAUGUUUGCUGUCCAACAGAGAUGAAAUAGUAGUUGCGGAAAGUGUGGUGGUCAUUAAAAAAUUACUACAAAUGCAACCAGCCCAGCAUGGUGAGAUUAUCAAGCAUAUGGCCAAGCUCUUGGACAGUAUUACUGUUCCUGUGGCUAGAGCAAGUAUUCUUUGGCUACUAGGGGAAAAUUGUGAACGUGUUCCUAAAAUUGCUCCUGAUGUCUUGAGAAAGAUGGCUAAAAGCUUCACUAGUGAGGAUGAUCUUGUAAAGCUACAGAUUUUAAAUCUAGGAGCCAAACUAUAUUUAACGAACUCAAAGCAGACAAAAUUGCUUACCCAAUACAUAUUAAAUCUCGGCAAGUAUGACCAAAACUACGACAUCAGAGACCGUACAAGAUUUAUUAGGCAGCUUAUUGUUCCGAAUGAGAAGAGCGGAGCCUUAAGCAAAUAUGCCAAAAAAAUAUUUUUGGCACAAAAGCCUGCCCCAUUGCUUGAAUCUCCUUUUAAAGAAAGGGAUCAUUUCCAGCUUGGGACCUUAUCCCACACUCUGAACAUUAAAGCUUCUGGGUACCUGGAGUUGUCUAAUUGGCCAGAGGUGGCGCCUGACCCAUCAGUCAGAAAUGUUGAAGUGAUUGAAUCGGCAAAGGAAUGGACAUCAAUAUCUGGAAAAGCAAAGAAAGUGAAAACUGAUGAAAAGUUUUAUUCAGAAUCUGAAGAGGAUGCGUCUGACAGCAACAGUGACAGUGAGAGUGAAUCUGGAAGUGAAAGUGAAGAUGAAGAAAAGGAAGAAGGCAGUAGUGAGGAAAGUGAUGAAUAUUCCUCUGAUGAGAGUGACAGUGAAUCAGAUUUAGACAACAAAAGUCAAGUGGCCAAGCACAAAUCUAAAAUUACAGAAGAAAGUGAUUCUGAUGCUGAUGAGAAGACAAAUGCCAAAUUGAAAUCAUCUGAUUCUUCCGAUUCUGAAUCUAGUUCAAUAGAGGAAAGCUCUUCAGACUCUGAAUCAGACACAGAAAGUGAAUAUGAAUCAAGAAAACCCAGUAAGAAAGAAGAGAAGAAAACUUGGCCAGAAAGACAACCUAAUAAAAAAGAUGUUUCUCUUCUAGAUCUAGAUGAUUUUAAUCCAGUAUCCACACCAGUAGCAGUUCUCACACCAGCUAUUUCUCCAGCCUUAAUAGCUGAUCUGGAGGGUUUAAACUUGUCAGCUUCUUCCCCUGUCAUCAAUGUCAGUACUCCAGUCUUUGUGCCAAUGAAGACUCAUGAGCUGCUUCAUCGAAUGAGUGGCAAAGGAUUAGCUGCCAGUUAUCACUUUCCAAGACAGCCUUGCAUUUUUGGUGAUCAAAUGGUCUCAGUACAAGUGACAUUAAAUAAUACCACUGAUCAGAAGAUUGAAAAUAUCCAUCUCUCUGAUAAAAAACUACCUUCAGGCAUGAGGAUGCAUGUGUUUAGUCCAAUAGAAUCUCUUGAGCCUGGGGGAUCCAUUACUGUUGCAAUGGGUAUUGACUUUUGUGAUUCCACUCAGACUGCCUGUUUCCAGUUGUGUACAAAGGAUGAUUGCUUCAGUGUUAAUAUCCAGCCACCUGUUGGAGAGCUUCUUUUACCUGUGGCCAUGUCAGAGAAAGAUUUUAGGAGAGAGCAAGGACAUUAAGGUUCUUUACCCUUCAAAACUUAUUCCUGGCUCCAAUAUACAAACUCCUUCAUUGCCUUCUGGAAUAAUUCUGUUCAGAAGAAAUGCUGUAUUUUAGAAAUGUAUCUGAACCAACACAUUUGUAAAUAACCCCUUAAAUGUAAAAUACUUUCGUAUAGUUCAUGUCUCUGGUGCUCAUCUCAAACGCAACUGCUAAUUGGACUGAGCCUUUCCUUAUAUGAAUAAUAGGAAAUAACUUUAGGUGUCCUUAGAGGACACACUGAUUAUGCAGCAUGACAAAGUGGAUAGACCUCUGAGUCAAGACUGCAUGGGUUCAGGUCCUUCCUCUGACACACACUAUGUGACCUGGGCAAGACUCUUGACCUCUCGGUUUCCCCAGGCAACUUUCUAAGGCUCUGAGCUGUACAGCAGGUGCCGACCAGCAUUGGUCAAGGAAGUCUUUUCAAUGGAAGCUGCCUAAAUUAAUGAAUCACAGAUCUGGACUCCCAAUUUCCUCCGUCUACCAAAAAAAGUUCUAAAAUUCUACAUACUUGGGAAAUAUUUAAAUGCUACACAAUGUCUUUGUUUUUCUACAUUUUCCAAUAUCAUUAGCAAACUGACAACUAAAAACCUCAUGGUAUCAAUGUCAUCAAGUAAUAUCGGCCAGGUUCUCAGAUUGUGCAAGAUGUGGAAUAGAACAUACAGAAUUAUGGUCCCAUAUUAGAGAAGGGAAAAUAUGUUUCCUUGUAUUCCUCAGUGUAGUAAAGCAGAUAUUUGGGUGUAUUUCCUUGCCUUCUGUCCUGUCAUGGAGAUGAAAUAAUGUGUAUUUAUAAAGAAACGAAGGACAAGAGAACAAUCCUAUGUCCAGCUAUGAAGUGUAUAGUUAUGUAGAGGGGAUUAUAUUCAUUCUUGUGGUUUGUUUACUUUGAAAUCUUUUCAGCUAGAAUAGAAUAACACUUCAUCUCUGCAUUGGUUUUUCUUGGAAGUUGAUCAUUGCCAUAGAAAAAAAAUUAGCUUUGUGUGAUUUUUUUUUUCCUAUUGACAAAUUGAAUUGAUUCUUAUAUUUGCUGUUCUUACCCUUUGCUGG